UGGACUGGAAAUUAUUACUAGCAUAGAAUAUUUUAAAACACAUAUUUACAAUUCACAAAGCUUAGCCAGCUCUGAGCCUUACUCGUAAGAUAAUAACCAAACGGUACUCUUUCUCCUACCAAUACACACCUACAUUACAACUCUAAACAUUCGAUGAAAAGGACGUGUUCAAGGACGUUAUAUUUUAUGCAGAAGUGAUUCAGUGGAAACAUUAUGGAAAAGAUAUUUUUACUUUUAAUGGUAACGAGUACCUUAGCAAAAAACCUCGGACACGCACCAUUACUAACAACUUUGUUCAGAUGGAAACAGAUUGACUUUGAAUAUCCUUCGACUGAAGCUCGCCAGCAAGCUAUUGAUGACAGGGAAUUUAUUCAAGCAGAGGUUUUCCCUUAUGAAGUAGAACGGUGGAAAGACCGCGUGUUCAUUAGUACACCUAGACUAAAGAGUGGAAUCCCAGCGACGCUCUCGUCUGUACAAAUUGGCGCACCCACAGAUUCACCCCUCUUACAACCAUACCCCGACUGGAAGUGGCAAGAUGAAGUAAACUGCACCGGAUUCGUCUCGAUCUAUUGCAUGAGUAUAGACGACUGUGGUGUGAUGUGGGUUCUAGACUCUGGAUUACGAGAAUCUCGUCAAGUUUGCCCGCCAACCCUGUAUGCUAUCAACUUAGAUUCUGAUACGGUAGUGGGAAGAUACCCAAUCCCGAAUGAACAACUGCUACAAAAUUCUCGGAUCAUUAAUCUCGUCGUGGACUCGAGAGACGCGCAGUGCAGAGAUCUACACGUGUACAUGUCAGAUCCUUGGGAAUUUGGACUGAUUGUCUUCAGACAUGAAGAUGCAGCUUUUUGGCGUUUCACCCACUACAGCUUCUACACGGCCGGCUCUUUCCUAAAACGUCCAUAUGACAUGGAAUUUGACUUUUUAAGCAUCAAGUUGAUCAUGCAUCUUGGCAAGUAUCGCCAUGGUGACAGACCUUUGUACUACCAGUCCAGGUCGAGUUCAAAUAAAUUCGUAGUAAAAUCUUCUGUAAUUCGCGAUCCAAAGCGCGUAAACAACUCUGCUGGUGAGUUCAGGCUGCUCGGCCGACGCGAAGACAUUGCCGCUGCAGCUACCGAGCGCAACGAUGUUAUAUUUUUUAUUUCAGAUGUUAUCGUUUGUUGGAAUCAGAAUACAAGCAAACCAUAUAACAUCCAGAAUAUAAUUGAAAGCCGGCUCAAUCUCACAAACAUUUUACUCCGCGAUUUUGAACUAGAUCAUGAAAUACCACCAACUGGAUGGAUGAUAUCAGCCAACGCUUUCAAAUACUAUUUUAUGUUGAUGAAGCCUAAUGAAUACAAUUACCGCGUUUUAUAUUUUGAUCCAGAGGUGGCAAUUAAAAAUGCGUGCCCAUCUGAAAAUCUUAACUCUACCUUUAUUAGGGAAAAUUUUUAAAUACCUAUGUAAAAUGAUUUGUCUAGGUGAAUUGUAUGUACCCCCAAUCAUAUUCCUACGAGUCACUACCAAUUGGUAUAUAUUAAUGUUACUGUUAAGGCAUCUUGAGCACAUAAUAGGUUUUGUUUUAAAGUAAAAGGGUGUUGUACUGACAGGCUUAUACUGAUCAGACAAUGUAUGUGGAUGUACUUCAAGUGUUAAAUAGGGAUAAAACGUAGAGACUAAAGAGUAAUUUUUGUAGUAGAACAUUUUAAAAGUCUAUUUACAUUCUAAGUACCUACGUGAUAACUAAUAUUGAAAGAUUGUUUUGUAAACGAAUUUUAUUAACGAUCUGUUGCAUUUGACCAAUAAAUUGAAAAAGAGGCCAAAUGAAUAUUUCAGUGUAUAAUUUAUAAAUAUAUUGUACCU
Messenger RNA from Helicoverpa zea (corn earworm), 1839 nucleotides. Its product is annotated as protein yellow-like. The record is from RefSeq and is a predicted model, not a curated record. Bases 214 to 1431 code for a protein of 405 amino acids. NCBI's taxonomy places the organism in Eukaryota, Metazoa, Arthropoda, Insecta, Lepidoptera, Noctuidae. The transcript is spliced from 4 exons. Gene Ontology annotation, cellular component: extracellular region.